AUGUCAGCCAGAAAGGGCUAUCUGCUCCCUUCGCCAAAUUAUCCCACAACAAUGUCAUGCUCGGAGAGCCCCGCCGCGAACUCUUUUUUGGUCGACUCGCUCAUCAGCUCCGGCAGAGGCGAGGCGGGCGGCGGCGGCGGCGGCGCAGGCGGCGUAGGGGGCGGCGGCUACUAUGGCCACGGUGGGGUCUACCUGCCUCCGGCCGCCGACCUGCCCUACGGGCUGCAGAGCUGCGGACUCUUCCCGGCCCUGGGCAGCAAGCGCAAUGAGUCAGGGUCGCCAGGUGGCGGCGGAGGAGGCGGCGGCGGGGGCCUGGGUCCCGGGGCGCACGGUUACACGCCCGCGCCCUUAGACCUGUGGCUGGACGCGCCGCGCUCGUGCCGGAUGGAGCUGCCUGAGGGCGCGCCGCCGCCCCAGCAGCAGCCGCAGCCGCCAGCGCAACCACCGGCUCAGGCCAGCGCGUGCUCCUUUGCGCAGAACAUCAAAGAGGAGAGCUCCUACUGCCUCUACGACUCGGCUGACAAAUGCCCCAAAGGCUCGGCCGCCGCCGCCGCCGAGCUGGCUUCCUUCCCGCGGGGCCCGCCGUCGGAUGGCUGCGCCCUGGGUGCCUCCAGCGGUGUGCCAGUGCCCGGCUACUUCCGCCUCUCACAAGCCUAUGGCGCGGCCAAGGGCUACGGCGGCGGCGGGGGCGGCGGCUCACAGCAGCUCGGCGCCGGCCCAUUCCCAGCGCAGCCCCCGGGUCGCGCCUUCGACCCAUCUUCUGCGUUGGCCUCGGGCUCGGCCGACGCAGCGCGGAAGGAACGAGCCCUCGAGUCCCCGCCGCCCCCGACGCUGGCCUGUGGUGGCAGUGGUGGCGGGGGCUCACAGGGGGACGAGGAGACCCACGCGUCGUCCUCCGCCGCUGAGGAGCUGUCCCCGACCCCUUCGGAGAGCAGCAAAGCCUCGCCCGAGAAGGACGCCCUGGGCAAUUCCAAAGGUGAAAAUGCAGCCAACUGGCUGACAGCGAAGAGCGGCCGGAAGAAGCGCUGCCCCUACACCAAGCACCAGACGCUGGAACUGGAGAAGGAGUUUCUGUUCAACAUGUACCUUACUCGAGAGCGGCGCCUAGAGAUCAGCCGCAGCGUCCACCUCACGGACAGACAAGUGAAGAUCUGGUUUCAGAACCGCAGGAUGAAACUGAAGAAAAUGAACCGAGAAAACCGGAUCCGGGAGCUCACAGCCAACUUUAAUUUUUCCUGA
Messenger RNA from Elephantulus edwardii (Cape elephant shrew), 1239 nucleotides. It is a transcript of the gene HOXA10, whose product is annotated as homeobox A10. Gene Ontology annotation, biological process: regulation of transcription by RNA polymerase II. Bases 1 to 1239 code for a protein of 412 amino acids. Gene Ontology annotation, cellular component: nucleus. The transcript has 2 exons. Lineage: Eukaryota; Metazoa; Chordata; Mammalia; Macroscelidea; Macroscelididae. Gene Ontology annotation, molecular function: RNA polymerase II cis-regulatory region sequence-specific DNA binding; DNA-binding transcription factor activity, RNA polymerase II-specific. The record is from RefSeq and is a predicted model, not a curated record.